UUAGCUUUUUCAAAUCGCUACUUUUUCGCUUUUACAAGAAUCGAUUAUUCAUUUCCAAACCGAAGAUCCUUACUCUUUAAUCGUGCUUGUAAACGCGAUUCUUUGAAUCUUCCAAAACACUAUGUUCCAUCAUCGCCGUUCAGACGCAGAAGAUUCAUAAAUCAGGAGAAUUAAGAAGUUGAUGGGGGGUAGAAGUUCUAAGGAGGAGGAUAAUUGGAGGCAGAAUUCAUCUGUGCAGCGUUCAAGUUCCUCUGCUUCUUCUUGGAGUGCAUAUCCUGAUCCUCGCUCGGGUUAUGGUCAGGGGGGUUAUACCUACGAGCCCCAACAGCCUUCUUAUCCUACACAGCCCUAUUAUGCCCCUCCUCCUCAAAACUAUGGGUAUGAACCCCAUGCUAGGGACAGAGUGGCCCACCGCCCUGAUGAGAGAAGGUUAGACAGGAAGUACUCGAGAAUCGCUGAUAAUUACAAUUCCAUAGAUGAGGUGACUGAGGCUCUUGCACGUGCAGGCCUUGAGUCGUCCAAUCUUAUUCUUGGUAUUGAUUGCACCAAGAGCAAUGAGUGGACAGGAAAAUAUUCAUUUAACAGACAAAGCUUGCAUCACAUUGGGAAUGUCCCAAAUCCCUAUGAACAAGCAAUAUCCAUUAUUGGAAAAACCUUGGCUGCAUUUGAUGAGGAUAACUUGAUUCCUUGUUUUGGAUUUGGAGAUGCAUCAACACAUGAUCAGGAUGUCUUCAGUUUCUAUCCGGAUGAAAGAUAUUGCAAUGGAUUUGAAGAAGUGUUGAGUCGGUAUAGGGAAAUUAUUCCUAAUAUUCGACUUGCAGGUCCUACUUCAUUUGCACCAAUCAUUGAAAUGGCCAUGACAAUAGUUGAGCAGAGUGGAGGCCAGUACCAUGUUUUGGUGAUAAUUGCAGAUGGCCAGGUUACAAGAAGUAUCGACACUGAGAAUGGGAUGCUAAGUCCACAGGAACAGAAGACUGUGGAUGCCAUUGUUGAGGCCAGUAAAUUUCCUCUUUCAAUUAUAUUGGUUGGUGUUGGAGAUGGACCUUGGGACAUGAUGAAGGAAUUUGAUGACAAUAUCCCAGCUCGAGUCUUCGAUAAUUUUCAGUUUGUGAAUUUUACGGAAAUUAUGUCAAAGAACAUUCCUCCUUCACGAAAAGAGGCAGCAUUUGCUCUUGCAGCAUUGAUGGAAAUUCCUUCUCAGUAUAAGGCAGCAAUUGAGCAUAAUUUACUGGGUAGUCGGAAGGCCAAUGCUCCUCAGAGAGUUGCCCUCCCACCACCCACAUAUGGUUCAGCAUCUUUUGGCUCUUCAAAACCUUAUGGUUCAGCAUCUUUUGGCACUUCAAAACCGUCUCAUGCUGCUAGCUUUGAGCCGAGUGUGCCAUCUUAUCCUGACAACAGCGACCUAGUUGGCACAGCUCAUCCUGCUCCAAGUUCCACUUACGACAAUCUGCUUUGCCCUAUUUGUCUGACCAAUUCAAAAGACAUGGCCUUUGGAUGUGGGCAUCAGACUUGUUGCGAGUGUGGAGAAGAUCUUCAGUCAUGUCCCAUCUGUAGGAGCCACAUUAGCACCAGAAUUAAGCUUUACUAAGCGGCAUCUUUCCCAUCGGGAAUUAAAUUAUUGUGUGGUGUCAGCUAAAAUUCUUUGAAUUUUUUAAUUUAAAUUAUCAAAUUUUAGUGUGAUUUGGCUGUAACUAUCCAAGAUUAGAUCAAAUGUCUGUUUCAAACAGAUGAAAAGUGGUAUCUAGUUAUCUAAAGUAUGUAAUCAUUACAUAAAUUAUUUUUUCUUAUUAUUUUUCAUUCUUUUUCUUUUCUGACUAUAAUGAUUUGACUACUAACUGGCCUAGGAUGGUAUUUU
Gastrolobium bilobum is the source of this 1855-nucleotide messenger RNA. Its product is annotated as E3 ubiquitin-protein ligase RGLG2-like. The transcript is spliced from 13 exons. The coding region runs from base 182 to 1588 and encodes 468 amino acids. The record is from RefSeq and is a predicted model, not a curated record. Lineage: Eukaryota; Viridiplantae; Streptophyta; Magnoliopsida; Fabales; Fabaceae.